AUUCAUCUUCAGAAUGGGUAUCUCUCGAGAUAAAUGGCAUAAGCGGCUCAAGUCUGGUGGUCGCAGACCCCAGCCACGAAAGAAGCGAAAGCAUGAAAUGGGCCGCCCCCCAGCACAGACCAAGAUGGGACCCAAAAGAAUCCACAUUGUUCGAACAAGGGGAGGUAACAGUAAACACAGGGCUUUACGUCUAGAGAACUGUAAUGUAAACUGGUCUACACAAGGCAUCACCAGAAAAACUAGAAUUGUAGAUGUUGUGUAUAAUGCCAGUAGUAAUGAACUUGUUCGAACCAAAACUUUAGUUAAAAGUGCCGUCAUUCAAGUCGACGCCAACCCCUUCCGACAGUGGUUCGAGAAUCAUUUUGGUCUGCCUGUUAUUCCACGAAAGAAAAAUUUGAAAAAGGGUGGUAAGAAAGAUGAUGAUAAAAAGAAAGAAAAGAAAGAGAAAAAAGAUAAACCAGUCGCCAAGAAAUUAUCUAAAGAACUUUUAUUUAAACGUCGUCAAAAUCGUAAAAAACUGUUUAAAGUUGAACCUUCACUUCAAGAACAGUUCCGAAAUGGUAGACUUAUAGUAAAAAUCUCGUCUCGGCCAGGAAACUGUGGAAGAUGUGAUGGUUACGUUGUCGAGGGAAAAGAACUGGAAUUCUAUUUGAAGAAAGUCAAAUCCAAGAAAAGGAAUUAGACUUUGUAAAAUCUACAUGUAAUAAAAAAAAAUCUCUUGAAA
Lottia gigantea (owl limpet) is the source of this 724-nucleotide messenger RNA. RefSeq lists its product as hypothetical. The coding region runs from base 14 to 682 and encodes 222 amino acids. Gene Ontology annotation, biological process: translation; maturation of SSU-rRNA from tricistronic rRNA transcript (SSU-rRNA, 5.8S rRNA, LSU-rRNA). The record is from RefSeq and is a predicted model, not a curated record. Gene Ontology annotation, cellular component: ribosome; cytosolic small ribosomal subunit. Lineage: Eukaryota; Metazoa; Mollusca; Gastropoda; Lottiidae. The transcript is spliced from 6 exons. Gene Ontology annotation, molecular function: structural constituent of ribosome.